This is a messenger RNA of Brassica napus (rape), 2120 nucleotides long. RefSeq names its product reticulon-like protein B21. Bases 210 to 1901 code for a protein of 563 amino acids. The record is from RefSeq and is a predicted model, not a curated record. The transcript has 8 exons. NCBI's taxonomy places the organism in Eukaryota, Viridiplantae, Streptophyta, Magnoliopsida, Brassicales, Brassicaceae.
GGUGAUCCAUAGUCUCAUGAGACAAUGACAUGUCCCCCUCCUCUAUCUAACAACAUCUACUCUCUCUCUACACACACAUCAGUAGAUGAAAUUCAAUUAUCUGACUUUGGUGUCCACUAACCUUCCUUCAGCUUCAAGGCUCAUUAUCAUUACCACCCCUCAAAUUUAUUUCAAUUACCAGUAGAGACAGUGACAUAACGAGACAUAGUAUGGACCCAAGCAUCAGUAGAAGAAGAAGGAUUGGCGUUGGAGGAGCCGUUAUUGCUGUAACGAGAAUGCAGAGCGACGAUGAGAAAGUUGUUAGUAAUAACUCUAUCGUCAAGACCAUUCAUCUCCAUGCUGCCGACGAAGACAAGACUCCUAACAAGCAGAUGAGCUUAAAGGAAGCUACUUUGGUGGGCGUUAACGGGAAGAGACGGCCUCUGAAGCUCACGAGGCCGAGAUCGAUCGGUUCUACUCCUCCGAUGACGCCGAGGAGAUCGAUCUCUAGUGACGUAAAUGACAAGGCUUUGACUGUGUCUGUGGCGGCGAAGAAGAAGGUGAGAUCUGAUUCGGUAGAAGGGGUUGAGAAGAAGACUCCGGGUCGGGUUAGGAAGACCCGAUCGGAGCUUUGCACGGCCGUCGUCAACUCCGGUGAAUUUGAUUCAGUUCCCCUGAGGAAGGUGAGCUCAUUGCCAGCUCACAGUUCCGAGAAAGCUAAUGAGAAAACAGAGGAUGUACAUGUAAAAACAGAGGAGACCGUAGACGAGAAGCCACAGAUCACAGAGGAAGUCAAGGAGUUCGAUGUCUGUCAGGAGAUAGUCGUCGAUCACGAGGAGGAAGAAGAAGAAGAAGAUGAUGAAGAGGAGAAGGAGGAGGAUAAAGAAGUGGAAAAGCAGAGUAUUGAUGUAAAAGAGAUGAACUUUGCGAAGGAGAGUAGCGAAAACAGAGAUGAGAGUAAACAGUACCGUCAAUUUCACAACGGAACCGUUACAUCGCCGUCAGCCGUCCGUAAAGUUCCGCCGCCGGCGGUGAUCAAAAGGGCAACUUCGGUUUACUCGGUCCCACCAAGCAAAGAUACGUAUGCAGAGGAAGAAGAUAACUUUACUCAUCCACACAGCAAACUACAGAGCCUGGAGGAUCUUGUGAUGUGGAGAGAUGCAUCAAGGUCGACGCUUGUGUUCGGCUUCGGAACAUUCCUCAUCAUCUCUUCUUCAUACGCCAAUGAUCUCAACUUCAGCUUCAUAUCAGUGGUAGCGUAUAUGGGACUCAUCUAUCUCGGCGUCACGUUCGUAUUCCACUCUCUGAUGCGCAGGGGAGUAGUGGAGGAGGAGGAGGAGAUGCAUAAAGGGGUUGGAGUGAGAGAGGAAGAUGUAAAGAGGAUACUCAGGUUCAUAAUGCCUUACCUCAACGAGUCCCUGUUUCAACUCAGAUCCCUUUUCUCCGGCGACCCCUCCACCACCCUUAAGAUGGGAGUGGUGCUGUUCAUUUUGGCCAGAUGGGGCCCUUCUAUCACUCUUUGGAACCUUGCCAAAUUUGGCUUUCUGGGAGCAUUUACAGUGCCUAAAAUCUUCAUCUCCUACUCAACCCACUUCUCUGCUUACGGUAUAUUUUGGCUGAGGAGAUUCAGGGACGCAUGGGAAACGUGCAACCACAAAAAGGCUGUGGCUUUGGCACUCUUCACCGUCGUCUGGAACCUCUCAUCCGUCGUUGCUCGUGUCUGGGCAGCAUUCAUGUUAUUCGUUGCCUUUAGAUAUUAUCAGCAAAAGAUGAUUUGGACCACUGACCAAGAUGAUGAUGAAGAUGAAGAAGAAGAUGUAGUAGACAACGAAGAAGAAGAAGAAGAAGAAGAAGAAGUACUUAAACUUAAAAGAGAUUCUUAUAUGAUGAUGAUGCCGAAUAAACUAAAGAAAAUUUCUUAAAUUUCCUCCUGCCCAUUUGUAAACAUAAUGUAAUAAUCUCUUUAGUUUUUAGUUAGGGAUCAUCUGUUACUUCACUACACAGCUUCUAUACAUAUUAGAAUGUGAAUAUGAUGUCCUCUCUUAUUCAUCAUUAGGAUGAGUUACUGAAACGUGAGUUAUAUAGACUUGGUUUGUCUAUCACUGUUAUUCAAACUUAAGGAAAUUAGGAAUGUGUGUAUA